ACGGUGUCUUAGUAUCAGUUGCAGAAAGGAAAAAAAUGUCAUUUCCUGGCAUAAUAAUAACCUUUAAAGGCCAAAACCUCCUGCAGCUGGGAUUUUCAGAGCAGCGCAUCAGUUAUUCCACUAGCUUUUCUCCAGAAAAAUGUUCAAUACAGUUGAUAGAAGUUUUUCUUAAAUAAGAGCUACUUUUUUUAACCAAAAGAUGAGAAAAUUAUAAACCGACAAGCUUGGGUUUUCAAAACAUGCAAAGAGUUUCUCCCAUUAAGCAAAUGAAGUUUUAAUACAGAUUUUAAUGGGAGAACUCAUAUUCUGCUGAGUGCUUUCAUGAAUCUCCCUCAGAACUGUCGUGCACUUUCUACUAUGAUAAAUAAGUCAAAAAAUACCCUCUGCCUACUGAGUGGCUGUGAUGUGUUAUUUACUGACAGCUUUCAAAUAACAAAAUGAUUCACCAUUUAAAUAUUGAGGGUACAUUUGUCUUCAACUUAUCUGCAUUAAUCCUUUUGUUAAUAAACCAAUUAGCAUACCAGCUUAGAAAAUUCCUCCGAACACAAAUUUCUAUGGCACAGGCAUUUAUUUGAACUGUAAACAGAAGCUGAGGGUUGCUAUGGUGUGAUCUUUUGCUCAAAGUCUAUUUACUUCUCCAGGCUAACAACAGCACCAAUAGCAGAGCCCAUAAAACAAAGUAUAAAGUACACACCAUGGCGCUGAGAAGUCCUUAUUCUAAAGAAGUGAACUUGAACACUCACCAUAAACAAAGGUCUUGGCAAGCAGCAACAACACCUCUGGGGCAAGCAGCCUCAGCUCCAUCCCUGUCUCGUGGCAGCACCCAGCCUGGAAGACCUGUACUUGCACAAACAGCUGGUCGGAGCAGGGCAGGUGAGCAGGCAGCACUGCAGCAGGACCAGGUCCAACAGGAUAAGAUCUGGAGGGAGUCUGUGGAGGCUGAACAGAGAGGAAGAAAAAUCUGGUACCAGAACUGGAGUUUCCUAAAGGACUAUGACCAAAUGGGUAAGAAAAAGGAACAGAAGCCACUGCCAGAUUAUAUAUCUGUGUUUUCAAACAAAGUUCCCAACUCCACCAACCAGAACAUUGGCAGCAGAAUGAAUACUGAACUUGGCAAGAUGCUGGUAAACAUGGAUUACUUCUUCAGCAGUGGAGCACGAAAGAGGAAACUUGAGGAUGACCUCCAGCCUUCCUAAUGCUUCAAGUAAAAAUACUAGUAACAAAGCAAGUCAAAGAGAUAUACCUAGCAGACCUCUUUCAGACUCCACAACACUGAAAUUUGCAGGAAACAAAAUCAUUUUUUUUUUUUUCUCUCUCAGAGAGACCAGAAGUACUGUCUAGCAUGGAACUUUUUCAAGAACUAAGAUGGAUGUCAUUCAACAAUGCCUAAAGAGAAUAUCCUCUUCAGACCUGGGGUAACUCAGCCAUAUACAGGGAAUCAGGACCAUAGAUCUCAUCCUUCUUCCCAUGCAAGCCGACAAUAACAUUGCUACUAACAUCAGAAAGAGUAAGAUUAGAGCCAAAGGGCUCUUCUGAACCUCUUCCUGAAUUUUUACCUCCUGAAAAGAAACAAUCAACAGAGACCAGCUCAGAUGAGUCACAGCAUAAGCAACAUACUUCAAAUUCUGAAAGCCCAGGCAAUAAAACACAGCAAGCUGUUACAUUUCAUGUAUUUACCCAAGGAUUCGUCAGCCUGCCACUUGCAUGUUUAAGCUUGCUCUAAAGAGUAACAUUUAAGUCAUGUAAGAUGUGUUCUGUGCUUUUUCAACUCUCCCUGCCGAGGGAGGGAGAUCAUUUUUUUUUUUUUUUCCUUGUUUAGCUGAUGGAAACUCAGUGACCAGGAAGCAGGCUUUUACAUUUUGCUCUGAAGGCAUGCUGCUCAGCAACCUGCCUCACACUCUUUUGAUCAUCAGUCUUGAUUUUAGCAGGUUUGUAGUUCCUAAAAUCUGUGGUUGCCCAGGGAAACCACUAUCUAAAUCGACAAACUACCUAAAGCCUGCUCACUAGUGCAUCUUCCUGACACAAAUGCAAUUGUUUUGCAGUGAAAAAAACAGCAAUCAGCAGAACAUGGGGAACAUACAUGCAAAAUCUGCCUUCGCAGGGUGCAUGAAGCUUCUGUAGGACCACGUUCAACCCUUCAUACGUGGAGUCCAACACAGAAACCACUAGCAUUGCCCUGAUACAACAGGCUGCAAUCUCACACCUGGCUGAGGUGGAGCUGUGUUUACUGAAUGCCUUGCAGCUGAGACUAUUUUUGAGGUUAGACUUUAGCAGCAGAAGGCAGUUGACAGGCACAAGAGGUGGUAGGGAACAGCGUGAUCACUGCCAACAUGCAGGCGGUCUCCGGAAAAAAUAAACAAAAGCUACUGUAGAAAGAAGAGCUGGGUCAUGGCCCACAGCAGGUCACAUCCUGGCUUCCUCAGCAUCUGAGAACUGGAGGAUGAAUGCUUUAAGGAUGACAGCUUAGCUACCUGGAGAAGGAAGAUGAUGGCGUGAAAGCAGCUCAUGCAAGGGCUGAUUCCACUCUGCAGACAUGAAUAUCCAACUGUAGUAGACAACUGUGUUCACACACAGAAAAUGGAAACCUACAUUAAAAAAAAAAAAAAAAAAAAAAAAAAAAAGAGAGAGAGAGACCACCUUGUCCUUGUGUUGUCCAGUGCUUCUUCCAAAAACGGCACAGGCAUUUUUUAUAUUUAUUGCUGGUUGUGUAAUAUUGAAAAUUACUACAGUUGCCAGCCUUACUCUGAGAUACACUGAGCAGCUCCAACUCUUGCUGUGGGUUACCAAGUCCACACAGGGUGGCAGAUGUCCAGUCUGCCAGGCUCAAGCUCCUGUUCGUGUUGCAUUUAAAAAGCACAGGGAUUUUGGUUUUUGUCGUGAAGUCACACAGAGCUCCGUGCUCCCUAACCUCCAGAUGGCACUCCCUCCCCAGGUAAGCCACUGAUGAGGACCCUGAGUUACAGCAGCAGCGUUGCACAAUUCCUGUCUAAUUUCAAAAGGCAUUAAAAUGGUUCCAGAUUCCCAACCCCACUCUGUGUGAACCCAGAGCAUCCCUCUCCCAGGGAGGCCCCGCAGGGCUGGCUAAGCACUGCACAUCUUAAUGCUUCAGCUCAGCACCGGCGUUGUUUCAGCUGACAUUCUCCCAGUUUUGGGCACAACAUGGAAGGCCUCAUCCUUAGGACAUGGGCCACCAACUGGAGUCUUGAGAAGCAAAGAUGGUAAUUGGAGUACUGGAAAAUGUGGCUUAGGAGGAAAGAUCAAACAGUCCAUUAUAGUUUAACUUGAAGAAAAAUGAGACUGGGAAAAGGACAGCAGUCUUUAGAUACAUACGUAGCUUGGGAGUGAGAAAAGUAGUAGUUUGUAUUUCGUGUUCAUGGCAACAAUAUUAAAAAUUAUAGUCUUAAAUUAUAGCUAGGAAAAUCAUGUUAGCUAUUACAGAAGCUGGUGGUAAGGUUAAUACAGUACUUGGUAAGGUUAAUACAGUACUGGAAUAGAUUCCCUGAGGAAUUUCCACCUUUGAAGGCUAAACACACCCACCCACCAAAAAGCAUAUUUGCCUGUUAGCGUAUAAACUGUGACUGUCUGAGGUAUUUUUCACCAAUUGUUUGACCUGUAACAACAGUUGUUGGAAUCAGAACAUGCUUUGAAAUAAUGUUUUCUUUUCCAAAACAUGUUGAAAAAGAAUAAAAAAUAAUAAUAUUUCAAUUAGUCCAGGUUGGAAUAGAUUGCAUCUCUACAACACAGAUUAACCACCUGAGUUUUUGAUGAGCGCACAUUUCUAUUUUUCUGCCUACUUGUACAGAGAACAUUUUUCACACAGCCCAGUUGUGCCUCUUUUAACCCCACAGUCCCACUGAAAUCCAUCCUUUAUUCGAAAAGCUUCAGUAGUGCUUCCCUGACUGCCACAUAAGAACACCUCUGAGAGAGCAAGUUCGUGCCUUUAUGUCACAUGUAGGAACAGCGACAACUAAUUUUAUUUCAACAAUUUCAUAGCCCUGAUUGUGCUGUCCUUACUCAGAUAAAGUACCCUCAUGUGGGUACUUGGGGUGAUUAUAGGUGCACAGCACAGGAAGACCCCAACCCAUCACCCAGCCCUGCACUCCUACGCACAUGGGCUCCUUUGCAGUCUUUUUCUUCAGUCUGAUAGAUCACAACAGGAAGGUCUGUAGGUAUAUCUGAAGUGGAGCCAAAAUAGGCAAGGAUUUCUGGCUUAAUCAUCAAUAGAAUACAAGUUUCCCAUAUGGACAGACAUGAUAAUCCACAUGGUAUAGCAACAUGCUGUAGAGUGGACACCUUAUUUUGUUCAACUAUUACACUUUCCUUUGAAAUUAAAAUUAUUUUUUGCUGUCACAGUGAUCCCUCCUCUGGUACCCAGCUAAAUGUUUUGAAGUUAGUUUACAUCUCUCUAUCAUGUACAGCACCUUCAGAAAACACAGUUUGGGAAUAGCCAAGCUCCUAAUCAAAAUCACCACAGAACUGUGAGCAGAAGACAAUGAACAGGCAUUCUCUAGACGUCAUUUUCUUCCCGAGUUCAACAGCAAUUCUCUUACUAUAAUUAACUUUGCCAACUAAUCCUUAUUUACAUAAGCAGAGUCUCUUACAAAGAAUUGAUGAGAUGACAGCAGCACUGAAACCUGUAAACAACCCGUGGAAAUUCAAUUUAUUAGAGAUUGUAUAGAUAUUAAACCGUGUUGUAAGCUUCUUGUAGAGAUCUUAUGAUGUAUCACUUGUGCUUCACAGCUUUGUAAGCUUUCUUUCCUUUUGCUGCCAGAUCUCAAACAAGAGAUUACACGUGUUUAGACAAUUCAUUUUCUGUAUUUCUUUCUGUUAAAGAGCACAAGUGGGUAGGAAUAUGAAUUUAAUUCUUGGGUUAGACACACUGCUUUCUCUUUUAAGGACUGUUAAUAUUAAUUCUAAGUGGGUGUAGAGAUGUUUCCAGUGCCUCCAACUUUUGCAUGAUCUCAUUUCAAGCUCUGCUCAUAAUAAAAAUGUGUGAAAUAUAUCAUAAUUUAUAACAAAACAUAUGUAAGUUCAUAUAAAUGUGUAUUUCUUAUACUUUUAGAAUAGUCUUUGUAUAUAGCUGCCAGGUGGCAUCUUAACUAUAAGGUUUUGUUUUAUAAGAUUAGAUUGAUGAUUCUGAUCAUGUUCCUUAGAAACUGAAUUUAAAACUGUUUCUUGACCUUUAAAUUAUUCUAAAGUAGUAGUUAAUGGGUUUUCCUAUAAAGAACAUCUCAUCGUGCAGUCAAAAUUACUGCAUGAACAGUUAAGCUUCCUACAACAGAGAAGGGAGAGAACAGAUACAUACGAACAGUUGGAUGGACAACAGAGGCCAGGGCCAGGCAUUACAUGUUGGUAUGUACUGUGCACGUACAUUGUUUGCCUUUUAUAAAGAACACUCUGUAAAAGAAUAUUUCUGAAUUAAAGUCCCACCUAAAGCAGA
Molecule: messenger RNA, 5440 nt
Organism: Oxyura jamaicensis (ruddy duck)
Lineage: Eukaryota; Metazoa; Chordata; Aves; Anseriformes; Anatidae
Gene: CIMIP5
Product: chromosome 3 C2orf50 homolog
Exons: 4
Coding region: 696-1196 (166 amino acids)
Source: RefSeq, a predicted model, not a curated record